Messenger RNA from Oncorhynchus tshawytscha (Chinook salmon), 2996 nucleotides. Its product is annotated as glypican-6. The record is from RefSeq and is a predicted model, not a curated record. The transcript is spliced from 9 exons. Gene Ontology annotation, biological process: cell migration; regulation of signal transduction; regulation of protein localization to membrane. Bases 485 to 2164 code for a protein of 559 amino acids. Lineage: Eukaryota; Metazoa; Chordata; Actinopteri; Salmoniformes; Salmonidae. Gene Ontology annotation, cellular component: plasma membrane; extracellular region; synapse.
GGUUAGUUAUUCCAGAGAUUUUCUUUCUGAUAAUAAAUGUCAGGUUUGACUAAAAACCUCUCUGACAAUAUACUCCACUCCGUGUUUUCGCGCCAGCUCUGUGGAUCUGAGCACAUAGCGGUCUCCUCUCCAGUCCUCAGCUUUUCGACUUUCUACAGUAAUGUAUCCUCCCCGACGUCGCUUUCUUAGUGAAGUUGAGUGAACACGUUGAGGAGCCCGCUCUCUGUUGGAUCCAUGUGGCUUUGUGGCUUUACCUGGACUCACUACACACAUUCUCUUUUCUGCCGCAACGCGGGACUCUCAACCACCGUUGGUGGCAAAAUAAACAGACGUUGAUUGAGAAGUGUUGAUGCACAGUUGUAGAAAAGUGUCAACCACUAAACGUUGAGUUGUUAGAGGCUACCUGCGUAUGCACUGCAGUGGAGUUCCUCUCUAAACUGGAAUCAGCAGAGGAUAAAAUAAGGAUUAAUCACAGAAGUGCACGAUGCUGAGAUACCAGACGGUCCUUUGGACUUUCUCAUUGCUGUCUGUUGCAGCUGGAUCCGAUUUUAAAGCACGUAACUGCAGUGGGGUUAAAGAAGCUGCUAUUGCAAAAGGCUUCAGCUUUGAAAAUGUUCCUCUCCAACAAAUGUCAGGUGACCAUCUCCGGGUAUGUCCCCAGGGCAAUACCUGUUGCAGUUCAGAAAUGGAGGACAAGUUUGGUCAACAAAGCAAGCUGGAGUUAGAGAACCUGGUUGAUGAAACUAGUAAAGAAUUGCGAAGCACCUUCGUCUCCAGACAUAAAAAGUUUGAUGAGUUCUUCCUGGAGCUGCUGGAGAACACGGAGAAGUCCCUGAACGAGAUGUUCGUGCGGACCUAUGGCAAGCCUUACAUGCAGAACUCAGAAGUCUUCCAGAACCUGUUUGCCGAGCUGAAGCGCUACUACACUGGGGGCAACGUGAACCUGGAGGAGAUGCUCAACGACUUCUGGUCGCGGUUGCUGGAGCGCAUGUUCACGUUGCUCAACUCCCAGUACGUCAUCACAGAUGACUAUCUGGAGUGCAUCAGCAAGUACACAGACCAGCUCAAACCCUUUGGAGACGUGCCCAGGAAGCUCAAGGCUCAGGUUACAAGGGCCUUCAUUGCAGCCCGCACAUUCGUCCAGGGGCUCUCGGUUGGUCGAGAGGUGGCCAACAGGGUGUCCAAGGUGAGCAGCACCCCAGCGUGUAUCCGAGCACUGACCAAGAUGAUGUACUGCCCAUACUGCCAAGCCAUGCCCUCCGUGAAGCCCUGUAACAACUAUUGUCUGAACGUCAUGAAGGGCUGUCUCGCCAACCAGGCCGAUCUGGACCCAGAGUGGAACCAGUACAUCGAUGCCAUGUUGCUGGUGGCACAGAGGCUGGAGGGACCCUUCAACAUCGAGUCUGUCAUGGAACCCAUUGAUGUCAAGAUUUCGGAGGCCAUCAUGAAUAUGCAAGAUAACAGUGUCCAAGUCUCCUACAGGAUUUUUCAAGGCUGCGGCCAACCAAAGCCCUCAGGAAUGGGCGGCAGGUCUACCCGGGGCGUCUCGGAUGUUUUCAACGCCCGCUUCAGGCCCUACAGCCCAGAGGAGCGGCCCACCACUGCAGCUGGCACCAGCCUGGACAGACUGGUGAUUGACAUCAAGGAGAAACUGAAGCUGUUCAAGAAGUUGUGGUCCAACCUGCCUGAGGACAUCUGCCAGCCACACAGGGUGACAGCAGGGAAUGCCACCGAUGACGACCAGUGUUGGAAUGGGCACACCAAGGGCAGGUAUUUCCCAGAGGUUAUGAAAGACGGAUUGACCAAUCAGGUGAAUAACCCGGAGGUGGGCGUGGACAUCACCAGGCCUGACACGUUCAUUCGCCAGCAGAUCAUGGCUCUGAGAGUGAUGACAAACAAGUUAAAAAAUGCCUACAAUGGCAAUGAUAUCUACUUUCAAGACUCAAGUGAUGAGGGCAGUGGCUCAGGCAGUGGCAGCGGCUGCACGGAGGCCUGCGUCACUGAGUUUGACUUUGCCAGCACCGAGGCACCGGUGGUGGGAGCAGACCGGAGCGGGAGCGGCCCGGUGGAGGAUUCAGCAGUAGCCACACACCCUGCCCCCUCAGCAGCCCUGCUGGCCAGCCUGGCCCUCUCAGUCCUGGCACUGCACAGGCUAUGGAGAUAAUGCUGGGGGAACUCACCCAACGUGGACAGAAGGAUCUCUCUCUACGGUGUGUUUUUCUACUCAAGCAGACUGGAGCUACAGUCAAGCAGACAGUAUUCAGGCAGCCUUGGCCUCUCGGAUAGGUAGAGGGGUCUUCUCUGCUCUGGAGACAGCAGUCAUGCAUCCUGGAUCCCCCUUCCUCCUCCUAAAGUCUCUGGUCAUUGGUGCCAUCCUUAGGCAGGACUUCACAUGACUCCCGUCACUCCAAAAUAGAAACAGUUGAUCCACCGUCAAACAUUGCUCAAGAAGCCCAAAGGAAUUACUUUUUUCUGGCAUAAGGCAGAUGUUAUUAGGUCUCCAUGAGAAAAAGUAAUUGCACUUUUGGUCUAUUUUUUUUAUGCUAUAGAAGAUGAUUAUGUUGUACCACUGUGAGAUUGUGGAGAGGGUGCACCAAGAGGUGAUCAGAAGAUAGAACUAGAACAUGUCUACUAUGGUGUAAGGUGAUCUCAGCUGGCAGGUAUUUUACUUGUUCACAGGUCAGCAGUGCAUUUCUUCAUUCAUAAAACAAACCCGAAUUCCCCAAAAUCACAGAAAAAUACCAUAGAUACAGUAUGGCUUUCACGUUAAUUGUUGAUUUCGUCCUUGGUUCUUCUGCUUUAAAUAUUAUUGAAUAUUUUUCUACAUUGACAGAAAUACAUACAUAUGAAACAUGUUUAAUGUUAAUCAGGUAAAGUAAAAUAUUGUACAACUCAAACACUAUAUAUACAAAAGUAUGUGGACAUCCCUUGAAAUUAGUGGAUUUGGCUGUUUCAGCCACAUCUGUCGCUGACAGGUGUAUAAAAUCGAGCACACG